AUGCCUCGUGUGUCGCUUCCGCAGGUUCUUUGGCACAGCAAGGACGACAAGCACUCCGACCGUGUCUACUCAGUCGACCUGCAGCCAUUCCUCUCUGUCGCGGCACUCGCCAGCCAUCCCUCCUUCUCGACGCGGGCGGCGGCCUUCGCCGCCUCCAGCGCAGAACCCGCGACCGGCUCGCCCCUCGCGCCGCAGUCUUCCGAGGUGGAGCGCGCGCGCGACCGGGACGCCGAGCGCGAGGUCGACAGAGACCGCCCCGCCGGCCUCUCCCGCAGAGAAGAACGUGCGAGAGAAAAACGCGCAGCCACACUCGCGGCGUACAGCAGACUCGCCACUGCCGGCGCCGACGAGUUUGUGCACCUGUGGCGAUGGAGCUUCGAAGGCGCGCCUUCCUUGGCGUCGCGCAGCGGCCUGCAGAUCUCUUGCGUUGCGCGUCUCCUGGGACACGAACGCGAAGUCAACUGCGUUCGCUGGUCGCCGGAUGGCGUCUUCCUCGCCUCGGGAGGCUACGACAACGCGACUUGCAUCUGGGAGCUCGGGCAGAAACCGGAGACCGUGCCGCUGGGCUACGACUCCUCAAUGCUGGACUACGACGAGUGGUGGGCGCGCGUCUCGCUCUACAGAUGCAUUGAAGCGGUCAACUCGCUGGCGUGGUCGCCGUCGGGGCGCCAACUCGCGAUUGGCACCGAGGACGGUCGUCUAAUCGUCGUCGACGUGCAGAACGGCGUCAUGGCGAGCAAGUCGGCGCGCGUGCUCGAGGGCCACUCCAACAUGGUGCAGGGGGUCGCCUGGGACCCUCUCGACACCUUCCUCGUCUCGCAGUCUUCAGAUCAGUCCGUUCGUCUAUGGGGGCGCCGAGCUGUCUCCGGCGGGCCUGCCGCGGGCGGCGCGGGCGCGGGCCCCGGCGCGUCGGGCGCGGUUGGCGGUGCGGCGUCGGGCUCCACGACCGCGGUCGCGGCGUCGGGCGGCGCGAAGGGCCAGUGGAAAAUCGAGGCCGUUCUCAGGAACGCUCGCGACCGUGGGCUGCGCGAAAAAGAUGGAAGUGGCGGCACAAAGGAUGACGAAGAAGAUGACCCGGAGGCGCUCCUGAACAACUUGAACGCGAGUCCGUCUCCGUCUUCUUCGUCGGGCGCCGCGACGAGCCCAGCGCUUGCGAGCGCCCCGUCGAGCGCCGCGCCCGCGUCCUCGGGCGAGCGUCUCCGCCAGCAAGGGCGCUCGCUGUUCUACCCUGAGUCGCUGAUUCGCUCCUUCUUCCGUCGGCCGGACUGGUCCCCGGACGGCUCGAUCCUCGUCACGCCCGCGGGCCUGCAGUACCUCCUGGACGCCGCGGCACCGGCGGCCGCGGCGCCCGGCGCCUCGCUCGAGCCCUGCCACACGACGUACGUGUUCCACCGGAAGCUGCUGACCUUCGGGACGCCCUUCGUGACACACCGGUCCUCCGCAGGGCCGUCGCUGGCCGUCCGCUUCAACCCCGUCGCCUACCAGCCCCUGCCCUGCCCAGCCGCGCCCGCGCCUGCGUCCGCGCCGGGCGGCCAGGCGGCAGCUGCGGAGGGCGGAGACGCGGGCUGUCGGCCCCCGCCCCCGGAGGUGCGCGUCCCCAAGUCGUGGCUCUUCUCGCCCUCGCUCGAUGCCGCGCACCGCCUCGAGGUGCUCGCGCCCGGGGGCCAGACCGACGAGGAGGGCAAGCGGAAGCGCCAGGCAGACAACGCCGACGAGCAGGGACCGCCGCGCAAGUCGCCACGCGACGAAGGCGACGCCAAAGCGCCUGAAGAGGCCGCGGAGGCAGACGCCGACGCCAGCGCGUCGCCUGCCGCACCUGCAACAACCGAGGCGGAGGCCCCCGCUUCGGCGGCGGAGGCGGCAGUUUUCCCGCGUUUCGUGUACGCGGUCUGCACAUUGCAUGGGAGCGUCUUGAUCUACGACACGCAGUUCAUGGCAGGCCCGCUGGCGCAGCUGCACGGCCUCCAUCUCGCGCCCAUGACCGACGCGACCUGGAGCAGCGACGGGCGCGUCUUGGUAGCCAGCAGCAGCGACGGCUACCUCACCUUCGUCUUCUUCGAUGUCGACGAGCUGGGCAAGCCGCUGCGACCCGCGGGAUUCUUCUACCGCAAGCUCCGCGCGCCGGCGCUCCAGCCCGCCGGGCGCGCAUCUGCGGCGGCGCCAGGCGCGAGCUGGCGAGAGGACGGCGAGGGCGCGGCGGGCGGGGCAAAGGCCGAGGCCGCGGCGGGCCUCCCAGACGCGCUCGGCGCCGGGAGAGAGAGAGACAGUCCCCGCAAGGGGCUCGAGACGCCCUCGGGGGCCGGCACGGCUGCAGCGCCUCGGCGCCUCGGCGUCGUGGGGAACGCCGCAGGCAAGAGGCUGCUCGUCGUCGGCAAUGCCGCCGCCGCGGUGUUGCGGCAGAAGGAAGAAGCAUGA
Besnoitia besnoiti is the source of this 2415-nucleotide messenger RNA. RefSeq names its product WD domain, G-beta repeat-containing protein. Bases 1 to 2415 code for a protein of 804 amino acids. The transcript is spliced from 7 exons. NCBI's taxonomy places the organism in Eukaryota, Apicomplexa, Conoidasida, Eucoccidiorida, Sarcocystidae. The record is from RefSeq and is a predicted model, not a curated record. Gene Ontology annotation, molecular function: protein binding. Gene Ontology annotation, biological process: nucleosome assembly; DNA replication-dependent chromatin assembly. Gene Ontology annotation, cellular component: nucleus; CAF-1 complex.